GCUCUGGUCCUCCGGCGGAGGAGGUGACGUUCGGCGUCGCGCCGCUCUUGGCGGAACUUGUCAUUGUUGGCGCCUCCGUGGAGCAGGCGGCACGUGGGAUAGUGAUUCCAAACCGUUUGUCUUAAGAGAAACUUCCAGAGAGCGGGCGACAGGAAUCGAGAGGUUUCCGUGCCGGGCCGCUGGUGGUUGAAAUUUGGGAAACCGGCCGAGCGAGGAGAGUCGGUGGAUCAUGGGGCCGAGAAAAAACACAAAGAGAGUUCCAAGUUUUCGCAAGCUGCUGAAAACUAGCAAUGUGAAGCUUGCAAAUAAAUUGAAGAAUAAGCAAUAUAAGCAGCAAAGUGCGGCAAAGAAAUACAAGAAAGAACAGAAACAGCUUCGACAAGCUGCUCGAGAUGUUUCGGCCAAAAUGGGAACACCAUUGGAUCAGCCAAAAAGGAAAAGAUCAGAUGAAGAAGAAGAAGAGGAAAUGGAAGAGGAUGUUCUUCCUUUAGAUAUGCUAGAGAAUGAUGACUUAGAAUAUAUGCAAAGCAUGGGUCAGAGGGCAUUGUUUCUCACCAGGGACCUUCAUUCAAGUGAACCAAUCCAUGUAAAAAAACGGAAGAAUGAAAAUACAGUGGAACAGUAUGAGAAGGUGCCAAGGUAUUUACAUAAUGAACCUGAGAAGGAACUCAUCCACCUAUUGCCUAUCAAAGACAAACGGGGUAUAAUUCCUCAAUCAAUAGAGAGACCAAUUUUAAUGGAAGAAAGAGAAGAAGAGGAGGAAAUGACUGAGGAAAAUCAGCAGCAUGAGGAAGAAAAGAAAAUAUUUGCUGGAAAGGGGCCUCUUCAAAUAUUGACCACUGAGGAGUUGCUACUGCUGAGAAGAAAGACGUUACAAGAGAAAAAGAUCCACAUAGCCACUUUGGCAUCGUCCAUCUUGACUGAACCAGAUAACAAUAUUAAAAAGCUGAAGGAACUGCGUUCAAUGCUAAUGGAAAAGGAUCCAAAUGUUGCAGUAACAGUGCGAAAACUAGUGAUGGUAUCUUUGUUGGAGGUCUUUAAAGACAUCACACCAUGCUACAGGAUACGGUCUCUAACUGAAGCUGAGAAAACUACAAAGGUUAGAAAAGAAACCCAACAUCUGAGGGAAUUUGAAGAAGGAUUAGUAUGUCAGUACAAGUUUUACCUGGAAAAUCUUGAACUGACCAUUAAAGAUUGGAAGCAGAUGAAGAAAAAGAAGAGUGAAGUUGUUUCAUUAAAAGCAUACAAAGGCCUUGCAGAAGUGGCUGUAAAAUGUCUCUGUGAACUGCUAGUGGCUUUGCCACAUUUUAACUUCCAUAACAACAUUGCUGUGAUGAUUGUGCCACUUAUGAAUGAUGCAUCAAGAAAGAUUUCAGAAAUGUGUUGUGGAACUGUGGAAAAGCUUUUUAAGCAAGACAAAAUCGGACGGCCUUCACUUGCUGUGGUCAGAAUAAUUUCUGGGCUUGUUAAAAGCAGAAACUAUGAGGUCAAACCUGAAGUGCUGAAGACAUUUCUUGCCUUGCGGAUUAAGGAAGUGGAAAUUAAAAAAGAUUCAGAAGAGAUCGCCCCUAAAAAACGAUUCAUGACAUGCAAAGAGAAGAGGAAAAAUCUUUCUAGAAUGCAGCGAAAGUGGAAAAAAGCAGAGGAGAAACUAGAGAAGGAACUUCUUGAAACAGAAGCUUCAGAAAGUAAAGACAAAAAACUAAAACUGCACACAGAAACCCUAAACAUUGUGUUUCUGACAUACUUCAGAAUCCUAAAGAAGGCACAGAAAUCUUUACUUCUUCCUGGUGUUCUAGAAGGCCUUGCCAAAUUUGCUCACCUCAUUAAUGUGGAAUUCUUUGAUGACCUUCUGGUAGUUCUGUACUCUCUGAUUGACUCUGGGAGCCUUAAUUAUAGGGAGUGCCUUCACUGUAUUCAGGCUGCCUUUCAUGUACUUUCUGGUCAAGGUGAUGUGCUGAACAUUGAUCCAAUGAAAUUCUACACUCAGCUUUAUAAGAUGUUGUUUGCACUACAUGCUGGAGAUACAAAUGAAGAUGUUUUGAUUAUGCUGCAAUGUAUAGAUGUGAUGCUGACAAAACGCCGAAAGCAAGUUUCUUUACAGCGUGCUGUUGCUUAUAUAAAACGUCUGACUAUUCUUGCACUUAAUGUUCUACCCAAUUCUGCCAUUGGUAUCCUGGCAACUAAUAGAGUGUUAAUGAAUUCAUUUCCUAAGACGGAUAUUUUGCUGGACAGUGAAUCCCAUGGUAGUGGACUUUAUCUCCCAGAGCUUGAUGAACCUGAAUACUGUAAUGCACAGAAUACUGCCGUGUGGGAGUUACAUUACCUCCAGAGACAUUUUCAUCCUGUAGUGCGGAUGUUUGCAGCACAUCUUAGUGUUGGUGCUCCAUCAGAGGGUUCUGGAGCCCUGAGGGCAGAACUAAGCAGAAAGCAUGCUACAGAGCUUUUUGAGGAGUUCAGCAUGAAAGAGAUGACUUUCAAUCCUCCAAUCACAUCUUCUGGAUCAAACAAAAAGAAGACUGCACAGCAGAGUGCAUUCCUCGAUUCAGAUCUACAUCACCAAAUAAACCGGCUCCUAGAGAAUCCCUCCAUCACUGCUGAUCUCAAAUUUGCUGACAAUUUCCAAGCAGAAUCUCACGCAUGAUUGAAAAGUAGAAGAUUGUUGCGUGUUUAUUAUGCAGGAUAGUUUUCAAAUGAAACAAAAAUUCUGAACAGAGCAACUUGUUUAACUGAGUAUUGAAUUACCUGUAUCAGUUCAUUAUUUUUGUGGUUUACUUUACUCAUGGUAUCCAUGGUGAAUAUGUGUGUAUAUAUGUAAACGCUAGUGGAUCACCCAUAGCCUUGCUCAUAAUUAAAGGAAAUAGCACAAAUAACAGGUUGUAAUAUUGUUUUAUAGAGGUCACAGCACGAUCCUGCGUAAAAAAAAAAAAAAAAUUAUCAGGAGCUACCAACUAAUUUUCUUGGGCAAGUUUAAUAACUGUGACAACAUAACUUGAGUUUUUAAUACAAACAGGUAUUUGUAUAAAGAAUCUUGUCUGCUUAAACCCUGAAAAUUUAAAAUGGGGAGGAAGCUUCCAGCUUGUAAUGCUUCAAAAUGUUGAUUUACUACUUUUGAUUAAUAAAUAAUUAAUCAAA
Molecule: messenger RNA, 3135 nt
Organism: Carcharodon carcharias (great white shark)
Lineage: Eukaryota; Metazoa; Chordata; Chondrichthyes; Lamniformes; Lamnidae
Gene: noc3l
Product: NOC3-like DNA replication regulator
Exons: 21
Coding region: 230-2644 (804 amino acids)
Biological process (GO): DNA replication initiation
Cellular component (GO): nucleolus
Molecular function (GO): chromatin binding
Source: RefSeq, a predicted model, not a curated record